Molecule: messenger RNA, 651 nt
Organism: Aspergillus fischeri NRRL 181
Lineage: Eukaryota; Fungi; Ascomycota; Eurotiomycetes; Eurotiales; Aspergillaceae
Product: putative endoglucanase
Exons: 2
Coding region: 1-651 (216 amino acids)
Biological process (GO): carbohydrate metabolic process
Cellular component (GO): extracellular region
Molecular function (GO): cellulose binding
Source: RefSeq, a predicted model, not a curated record
AUGACGGACAGGAAGGAGCUUGUGGCUGUGGAACAUCAUCUGGUGCCUACCCUUGGCAGUAACGGUGUCUACACGGCUGCCGGCUCCCAGGCCCUCUUCGAUACGGCCGGCGCCUCAUGGUGCGGUGCAGGAUGCGGCAAGUGCUACAACUUGACAUCAACUGGCAAUCCUCCUUGCACCGGCUGUGGCACCGGAGGGGCCGCUGGGGAGAGUAUCAUCGUGAUGGUCACAAAUCUCUGCCCCUAUAAUGGCAACCAGCAAUGGUGUCCUCAGGUGGGUGCCACAAACAACUAUGGCUACAGCUACCACUUUGAUAUCAUGGCCCAGAGUGAAGUUUUUGGCGACAAUGUGGUAGUCAACUUUGAGCCAAUUGCCUGUCCUGGCCAGGCCACCUCCGAUUGGGAGACCUGUGUCUGUUACGGCAAGACAGCGACCGAUGAGACUCCAGUGGGCAUGACGCCAGGAGGCAGCAACCCUUCUCCUCCGACAUCGACAACCACCACCGAGACAACCACCACGAUCACCACUAGUGGAGCAACUCAGACCCUGUACGGACAGUGUGGUGGCAGUGGUUGGACUGGUCCUACUGCCUGUGCUUCGGGCGCCACGUGUAAGGUGUUGAAUUCUUAUUACUCCCAGUGUCUCUCGUAG